Messenger RNA from Labrus mixtus (cuckoo wrasse), 7643 nucleotides. RefSeq names its product unconventional myosin-VIIb-like. The record is from RefSeq and is a predicted model, not a curated record. Gene Ontology annotation, cellular component: myosin complex; cytoskeleton. Lineage: Eukaryota; Metazoa; Chordata; Actinopteri; Labriformes; Labridae. Bases 129 to 6608 code for a protein of 2159 amino acids. Gene Ontology annotation, molecular function: cytoskeletal motor activity; ATP binding; protein binding. The transcript has 50 exons.
AGAGCUGUGUAUUUCCUCCUUCUUCAUUGAGACGGAUUGAAGAGGGUGACGAGACUAACAGCAGCUCCACAGCCUGACCGAGUGGUGUUAAUGAAGAUCAAAGAAUCUAGGACAGUGAGAAACCGGAGAUGCUAAGAAAGGGGGAGUGGGUUUGGGUGGACUCCGACAUCGGGGUCCCCAUUGGAGCCAGGGUGAAAGUUACACCGUCAGGCCAGUGGCUACUGGUGGACGAUGAGGGAAAGGAGCAGAGUCUGUCCCCGGAGCUGGAGGCCUCUCUCAAGAUUAUGCACCCAACAUCAGUAGAGGGUGUGGACGACAUGAUCAAACUGGGAGACAUGAACGAGGCCGGCCUCCUCAGAAACCUGCUGCUCCGACACAAACAAGGCAGCAUCUAUACCUACACAGGCUCAGUGCUGGUGGCCGUGAACCCGUACCAGGAUUAUCCCAUGUAUUCAGCUGACCAGGUAAAGUUGUAUCAGGGUCGAAAGCUCGGAGAACUUCCUCCACACAUCUUCGGCAUCGCUGAAACCUGCUACAGCAACAUGAAACGCCACCUCAGGAACCAGUGCUGCAUCAUCAGUGGGGAAUCAGGAGCAGGGAAGACGGAGAGCACGAAGCUGAUCCUUCAGUAUUUGGCAGCGGUCAGCGGAGAACUCUCUGAACAGCAGAUUGAACAGCAGAUCUUGGAGUCUAACCCCAUACUGGAAGCGUUUGGAAAUGCUAAAACAAUCCGCAAUGAUAACUCCAGUCGCUUUGGGAAAUAUCUGGAGAUAUUCUUCAGUAAGGAUGGAGUGAUUGAAGGAGCUCGAGUGGACCAGUAUCUGCUGGAGAAGUCUCGUGUCUGCCAUCAGGCCCUGGAGGAGAGAAACUACCACAUGUUUUACUGUCUGCUGGCAGGAUUAACAGCAGAGGAGAGGAAAAUCCUUCACCUUGGAAAAGCCGAGGAGUACAGAUUCCUCACUAAAGGCGGCUGCAUCCGGUGUGAUGGAAGAGAUGAUGCUAAAGAUUACGCACAUAUUCGAUCUGCCAUGAAGAUCCUGAACUUCUCUGAAAGCCAGUGUCAGGAAAUCCUCAAGCUGCUGGCGGCCAUUUUGCACCUGGGAAACAUCUGCUUUGAAGCAAACACACAGAACAACCUGGAAACCAGCGAUGUCAGCAAGUCAGAGCACUUCAGCAUCGCAGCGUCACUACUGCAGGUCCAGAAGUCUUCUCUGUCCUCGAGUCUGACCCAUCGUUCGUUCAUGACGAACAGAGAGCGAGUGACCAAACCUCUGAGCUGUGAGCAGGCCUCUGACUGCAGAGACGCCUUCGUCAAGGCAAUCUACAACAAGCUUUUCAUUUGGAUCGUUGAAAAAAUCAACAGCGUGAUCUAUAAACAGUUGAUCAAAACCCCCAAAUCCUCCGUCCUGUCCAUUGGCUUGCUCGACAUCUUUGGCUUCGAGAACUUCAACACCAACAGCUUUGAGCAGCUGUGCAUUAACUUUGCCAACGAAAAGCUGCAGCAGUUUUUUGUGGCUCACAUCUUCAAGCUGGAGCAGAAGGAGUACCAGAAGGAGGACAUCGUAUGGAAUAACAUCAAGUUCAGCGACAACCAGAACAUCCUGGACCUGCUGGCUGGACAGGCCUGUAACCUGCUGGCUCUGAUUGAUGAAGAGAGCCAUUUUCCAAAGGGCACAGACUCUACGAUGCUGAACAAGAUGAACCAGCAGCACAGCGGGAACAAGAUCUACAUCGCCUCUAAAAGUCAACACAACACAGAUUUUGGUAUUCACCACUUUGCAGGCGUGGUUUACUACGAAUCUGAAGGGUUCCUGGAAAAGAACCGAGAUGCCGUUAGUUCUGACAUCAUCAAGAUGGUCGACGUCUCCACCAAUAAGCUGCUGCGUCAGAUAUUUGAGUCAGAGCUCUCAACAAACGGAGGGAAGAUCGGUAACAACAAGAAGGUCAUCAUGACACCUAAGAGCUCACUACGGUCUCGGACUGACGGCAGAAAACCAGUGCUGACACUGAGUGGUCAGUUCCGUCAGUCUCUGGACUCUCUGAUGAAGGCUCUGUCCGCCUGCCAGCCCUUCUUCAUCCGCUGCUUCAAACCCAACAACAAAAAACAGUCCGAGCUGUUCGACAGAGAACUGUGUAUUCGUCAGCUGAGAUACUCCGGUAUGAUGGACACCAUCCGCAUCAGGAAGCUGGGAUACCCCAUCCGCCACACUUUAAACGAGUUCCUAAAGCGCUACAGGGUGCUGCUGAAGACCACCGUCUGUGACCCCAGGAUGAAGUCGGCUGCUGCCUGCUGUGAAGCCAUCUGCAGGACAGUGAUUAAAGGAGAGGACAAGUGGAAAAUAGGCAGGACCAAGAUUUUCCUCAAGGACACUCAUGAUGUUUUCCUGGAAAGACUGAGGGAAGAAGAACUGAGCAGGAAAGCUGUGGUGAUCCAGAGGGUCAUGUUGGGCCAUAAAGACAGGAAGACUUUUCUGAAGAAGAGGAGGGCAGUGUUGGUGCUGCAGAAGAACUGGAGAGCUUACAGACUGAAAAAAGCAGAAAGAAAGCUCCAGCGUGGCUACGACCGGCUGACUGCAAAGAUCCGGAGUCGGAUGCUUCAGUUUCACUACCUAAAGCAGAAAGAAGCAGCACUGACAAUACAGAGCCAGGUACGAGGCUACAGGUCCAGAAAAGAGUGGGAGCAGAAGAGAGAGGCGGCCAUCUUGCUGCAGGCUCACACCAGAGGUCUGCUGGCCCGAAGGGAAGCUGACAGAUUGAGGAAGGACAGAGGAGCUGCAGCUAUUGAAACUAACUUCUUAUUACUCCAGGAGAAGGAAAGACAAGAGCAAAUAGCUUUGAAACUUCAGCAGCGUCUUCAGCAGCUUGACCUCGCCCUAGCUGAAGAGGAGUGUGAGUCAAUCGAUGAGCAGGACUCCGGGGAGCAGGAUUCCGGGGAGCAGGUGUAUGAACGUCGUAUACCCACUCCUCCUGUGGAAGUGGUCAAACAGGAAGCAUUGAAAUCAGACGAAUUUAAGAAGAGAAGAAACCUGCUAGAGCUGCAGGAGAAUCCCUCGAUAAACAUCAGUCCAGCCUCAAACUCGUCGACCCCGACACCAUCGACGAGAGAGGAGGACGAGGAUGACAUGUUUGAUGAAGACAGUGAUCAGUUUUCUUUCUACAAGUUCAGCGUACAAUACUUCCGGGGCGACGCUACACACACACACAUCACGCAGAGACUCAAACAUCCUCUUCUGCCUCACGAUGACGAGGGCGACGCGCUGGCAUGUGUGACUGUAUUCUGGAUUAUUCUGCGUUACAUGGAGGACAUGCCAGAGCCCAAAUCUAUGGACGGCGUGUCCCAAGCCUCGAGCACGAUCUCACGCGACCUUCCUCACAGGAGAGGCCGCAGGCUGAGCAGCCUGGUGGGACUGGACCAGAAAAUUCUGAGGAAGAACAAGAAAAAGCUUGGAGGAAGAAAAGCUUCUACCAUUAUUGAGGAGCCGGAGGACCUGACAGAAGACGAGGACGUCAUGAUCGGAGAGGGUCCUAAACUACAUCGGUACCUCACGUCCCAGGAGAAGCUACACAUUAUCAUUGGCUACGCUCUAUCCAGACGAGACAUGAGGGACGAGAUUUACUGUCAGAUCUGUAAGCAGCUGGUGGAGAACAGGAACAGGAGGAGCCGCUCCCUCGGCUGGACUCUCCUCUCCAUCUGUCUCGGGAUCUUCCCCCCGACAGACCUCUUGAUGAAGUAUUUGGAGAGUUUUGUCCGCAGAGGGCCGAGUGGUUAUGGAGCGUAUUGUACCGAGCGCCUGCGUCGUAUACGAGCAAACGGUGAAAGACAAGAGCUGCCAUGUGUCAAAGAAAUAAAGGCUGCCACGACCAAGGAGCCGUUAGACGUGACGGUGACUGUGAUGGACGGCCGCUCCGUCACUCUGCCUCUCGACUCAGCCUCCAACUCUGCUGAAGUCUGUGAAGCCGUGGCUGACAGUAUCGGCCUCAGAGACACUUAUGGAUUCUCCCUGUACAUCAGUGUAUUUGAAAAGAUGUGGUCUCUGGGCAGCUGUGAGACCCACGUGUUGGACGCCGUGUCUCAGUGCGAGCAGGAGAUGAAGAGGCAGGGAAAGCAGGAGAAGGACGCCCCCUGGAGUCUCUCCCUCCGCAAGGAACUGUUCACACCCUGGCAUGACUGCUCAAAGGACGAGAUCAGCACGGAUCUGAUCUACAGACAGAUUAUCAAGGGGAUUAAGUCUGAAGGGUACACCAGUGAGAAGGAGGAUGAAUACGUCCAGAUGGCGGCGAGGCACUACUACAUCCGCUUUGGCUCCGUUUACAACAAAGACAACGUGCAGAAGGUGGUCGAUGAGUGCAUCCCCACGCCGCUUAUAGAGAACAAAUCCAUGACAACGUGGGUCCAACUCAUCAGCGCUGCACACUUACAGGGGCCUUAUGUCAACGGGCAGCAUACGUCAGAGAGUGUGAAAGGAGAACUGGUGGACAGCGCCCAACAGUCUUGGCCCAUUUACUUCUCAAGGUUUUAUGAAGUCACGAUGAUGUCAGGACCUCCUUUGCCCAAAGAUAGGUUCUUUGUGGCCGUCAACUGGAGCGGCGUCUUUUUCAUGGACGGUACAGACAAGAGACUGCUGGAGCUUCCUUACCUGGAGGUGAAGGAAGCACGCUUGACAAGUGACAACCAUUUGAGCUCUCAGUCAGUGAGUUUGACCACGAUCAGAGGAGAAUUUGUCCUGACGUCUGAUAAAGCUUCGGACAUGGCAGAACUCAUACAGAAGAACCUGGAGGGGCUGAGACAGCGCUCGGUGUUUGCUGUGGUUCAGCAGGAUGCCAGUAAACAAGGUGACCCAAAGUUCCUGGUGUGUAAACGAGGAGACCUGCUGCUGGUGGAGAAAGAUGAAGACUAUCCUCCUAAAGACAACUUGAUCAGAGCGACUAAUCAGAGGACCAGCAACAGCGGUGCAGUUUAUAUAGAUGCUGUGCAGUUUCUGCCAACUCUCAGCAAACCCUCGGAGGAAAUGCUGGAGCUGCUCAGUCCAGGCACAAGGAAAACUUCCACAACACAGAACAUUUCUCAGAGAGAGGAAACAGUGGCUCCUGCCUCCCUCAAAGAGUUUGCACUGGAGAACUUCAGGCCUAUAGGUAAAGAUGUCGGUCGACAGGGUGCCUCCAGAGCGGUCGGCAGGGAGAAGCUGUGGGCAUGUUCCAAAGAGCCUCUCAAACAGCCGCUGAUGAAGCACCUGGCCCGCCACUCUGACCUCAGCAACCUGGCAUGCAACGCCUUCACUGCUAUCCUGAAGUACAUGGGCGACUACCCCAUCAAACAAGCUCGCAGUCCUCUGGAGCUGAUCGACCAGAUCUUUGGUCCAGCCACGAAGCAUGAAGCUCUGCAGGACGAGAUCUACUGCCAGAUCAUGAAACAGAUGACAGGAAAUAACAACAGGUUGAGUGUGGAGCGUGGCUGGCAGCUGAUGUGGCUGUGUACUGGCCUGUUCCCGCCCAGUCACAGUUUGAUGAGACACACUCAGCGCUUCAUGGAGUCUCGACCCAGAGAACAUCUGUCUUUCGACUGUCUGCAGAGGCUGAAGGGGAUGCUCAGUAAGGAUCCCAGGAAGCUUCCUCCUCACAUGGUUGAAGUGGACGCCAUCCAGCAGAACAGCACGCAGAUCUUCCACAAAGUCCACUUUCCAAAUGAUACAGACCAUAUAUUUGAGGUGACAUCGACAACCACAAUCAAAGAGCUGUGCAGCACCAUUGCCUCUCUGCUCAGACUGAGCUCAGCUGAAGGAUACGGCCUGUACCUGAAAACACAACAGCAGGUCACGAGCAUUGAAGAGGAGAAAUAUUUCUUUGACAGUUUAAGGCAAACAUCAGACACUCCAAAGAAAGCAAGAAAAGUGAAAGAAGGCGCCCCGACCAACACGCCCUACCUGGUGAUCUUUAGGAGGAAGCUGUGGUUCAAUGUGACUCCAGGGAAAGACCUGAUCGCAGACCUCACCUUCCAUUUCCCACAGGAACAGCCAAAGUACCUGCGGGGAUACCACAACUGCACCAAAGAGGACAUGAUCACUCUGGCUGGGCUUCUCUUCAGAACUCAGGUGGAUUCAGACAGGUCGCAGUUCGUCAUGAUCCCGAAAAUGUUGAAGAGUCUGGUUCCUGCUGACCAGCUAAAGCUCAUGUCACCUGAAGAAUGGAAGAAGCACAUCAUCUCCUCCUACAACAAGCAGAGCGGCAUCACAGUUGACGAGGCCAAAAUCGCUUUUCUGAAAGCCAUUUCAAGCUGGCCCACCUUCGGCUGCGCCUUCUUCGAAGUCAAACAAACAUGUGAAUCCAGCUACCCAAACACGGUUCUGAUCGUCGUCAGCAAGCAAGGUGUGAGCCUAAUAGACCCAAAGACAAAGGAGCUGCUGGUCAUGCACCAGUAUAAACGCAUCACAGACUAUUACAGCAAAGGAGUGUCCUUCCAGAUGACCAUUCGCACGCUGGUGAAGAGCGUCACUUUCACCUGUGAAACCCCACAGGCCAAAACGAUGGAGGACCUCCUCAGAUCGUACGUCAUCAUGUACGAGAGGCAGAGGGAGACUUUUCAACACCGGGCCAGCAUGAUUUUCUUUUGAGGCUUGAAUGGUAAAGAAUAGACUGACCUUAGAUGUAAUUCUUAUCAAAUCUGGAUCAGUGUUUGCACAAUAAAAUACUUAUAAACUUUGAAUUACAAACUCUCCUUAAUACAGAUCAUUUCUACAGAAGAAAAUAGUGACUGACUUGGUUUUAAUCAUUUACUUGUGCCUUUUUUGAAACUGUUGAGUGUCUAGAAAAAAAAAACAUUUGAUACGUUUCCUUUUAAUGUGUAGUCAGUUGUCUCUCAUCCAGAAGGUCAGGGGUUCGAUCCCCAGCUCCUGCAGGUAUGUGUCCAAUGUGUCAUCCAGCAAGACACAAAACCAAAAGUUGCUCCUCCUGCUUUGUCUUGUGAAUGUGUAUACAAGGAUUAGUUGGGACAUUCUCCACUUGUCCUGCAGGUUGUCUCGCAGAAGUACAAUUAGAUUUUGAUUAUUAGCCUCACAUUUAUAGUUUGAUUUAAUUUGAGCAGGCUAUAAUACUUAAUUUUUUGUUCAAUAGACAGAAAUCUGCAGUCUGGAAAACUAGACCGUUCAAUUUAAAGCAACAAAAUUGCCGGAUUGUGUUUAUAAUAAGAAUUGACAUUUGAAAACCCUGGACAACGGAUUGGUUCUUUUAAAGGUUUGCUCUUAUCUAUGUUAAGUAUUUUUGAGUAGUAAUGGGAUAUGAGGUGUGCAGUGAAUUAUAGGCCUCACUUAACCAGCAUUGUACUGCACUGUAACUACAGAACUUCAAUAAUUGGUUGGCCCAAACCAAAAAAUAUACAUAACAAGUUUUGUCCUUGGUAAUAUAUGGGAAGUGAUAUCAAGUAAUCCAUGUGAAUAUGUUUAGAAAUGUUUCAUGUAGCCCAAUUGUAAAGUGUGGGGGAACCUUUAUAAUUUGCAAUUGCUUGAAUGUGAAUAUGGAAAAGGUGUAGAAAAUUCUGUAUAGAAAAGAAACACGUGGAAAUUGAAAAAGUACUUUAUUUAGAAAAAAAGACAAGUUCAGUGGAAAAUAAAGAACCCUCUUACAUGCUGUGCAAAAACAUGCUCACAAAA